CCCCCGCGGGAGGAGAUAUUACUGGAGAGCUGAAUUGGAACAUUGUAUGCCGGAGCCUGGAGUGAUCUCUGUACGAUUGUGUGUAUGUUGUUCUUGGAAUUGGCAGGGCAACGGGCCCCGGAACCAGCAGGUGUUAUCUAUAUGGAGCACAGCGGCUGUAGCCCAUUCCCAAUAUGCUGGGCUAAAGAAUAUGACAGAUACCUAGCAUCCAGCAAAAGCAUGGCAGCAGCUUACCUAGAUCCAAACUUGAAUCACACUCCAAGUUCAAGCACAAAGACGCAUCUCAGUACUGGGAUGGAGCGUUCCCCAGGGGCCAUGGAACGAGUCCUAAAGGUUUUCCAUUACUUUGAAAACAACAGCGAGCCAGCAACAUGGGCGAGCAUUAUACGUCACGGGGACGCCACAGAUGUUUGGGGCAUAAUCCAGAAAAUAGUGGAUAGUCACAAAGUUAAGAAUGUAGCCUGUUAUGGUUUGCGUCUCAGUCACCUGCAGUCAGAGGAAGUUCAUUGGCUGCAUCCAGACAUGGGAGUAUCCAAUGUGCGAGAGAAAUUUGAACUAAGUCAUGCUCCAGAGGAAUGGAAAUAUGAACUGCGAAUCCGAUAUUUACCGAAAGGAUUUUUGAACCAGUUUACUGAAGACAAACCAACGUUAAAUUUUUUCUAUCAGCAGGUGAAAAAUGAUUAUAUGACAGAAAUAGCAGACCAGGUGGACCAGGAAAUUGCCUUGAAGCUAGGUUGCCUUGAAAUCCGGAGAUCGUACUGGGAGAUGAGAGGCAACGCACUAGAAAAGAAAUCCAACUAUGAAGUAUUAGAGAAAGACGUCGGUUUAAAAAGAUUUUUCCCGAAGAGUUUGCUGGAUUCAGUGAAGGCCAAAACACUACGAAAACUGAUCCAGCAAACAUUUAGACAGUUUGCCAACCUCAACAGAGAAGAAAGUAUUUUGAAAUUCUUUGAGAUUCUUUCGCCGGUGUACAGAUUUGACAAGGAAUGCUUCAAAUGUGCCCUCGGUUCAAGUUGGAUUAUUUCGGUGGAGCUGGCUAUUGGGCCAGAAGAAGGAAUCAGUUACCUGACUGACAAGGGUUCCAAUCCUACCCACCUGGCUGACUUCCAUCAAGUCCAGACCAUCCAGUAUUCAAGCAGUGAAGAUAAGGAUAGGAAAGGAGUGUUACAGAUGAAAAUUGCUGGAGCGCCAGAGCCUCUGACAGUGACAGCACCAUCCUUAACUAUUGCAGAGAACAUGGCUGAUUUGAUAGACGGCUAUUGCCGACUGGUCAACGGUGCUACGCAGUCCUUUAUCAUCAGGCCUCAGAAAGAAGGUGAAAGAGCUUUACCAUCUAUACCAAAGCUGGCCAACAAUGAGAAACAAGGAAUCCGGUCGCAUGCAGUCUCUGUAUCAGAUGAAAUUAGUGGGGACGAAACAGACGAUUACGCAGAGAUUAUAGAUGAAGAAGACACUUACACCAUGCCCUCGAAAUGCUAUGGAAUAGAUGAAGCCAGGGAUUACGAGAUUCAGAGAGAACGGAUUGAACUGGGCCGCUGCAUCGGUGAAGGGCAGUUUGGAGAUGUCCAUCAAGGAGUUUACGUGACCCCAGAAAACCCUGCCAUGGCGGUUGCAAUCAAAACAUGUAAAAAUUGCACCUCCGACAGUGUGAGAGAGAAGUUCUUGCAAGAAGCCUUAACGAUGCGGCAGUUUGAUCACCCCCACAUCGUCAAGCUGAUCGGCGUCAUCACAGAAAACCCCGUCUGGAUCAUAAUGGAGCUCUGUACGCUAGGAGAGCUGAGGUCGUUUUUGCAAGUAAGAAAAUACAGCUUGGAUCUGGCAUCUUUGAUACUAUAUGCUUAUCAACUUAGCACAGCACUUGCCUACUUAGAAAGCAAAAGAUUUGUACAUAGAGAUAUUGCUGCUAGAAACGUGCUGGUGUACUCCACCGACUGUGUGAAAUUAGGUGACUUCGGUUUGUCUCGCUAUAUGGAAGACAGCACAUAUUAUAAAGCUUCCAAAGGAAAACUGCCCAUCAAAUGGAUGGCACCCGAGUCCAUCAACUUCCGACGUUUUACCUCAGCUAGUGACGUAUGGAUGUUUGGUGUGUGUAUGUGGGAGAUUCUGAUGCACGGCAUCAAGCCUUUCCAGGGUGUGAAGAACAACGACGUGAUUGGGCGCAUCGAGAAUGGCGAGCGGCUACCGAUGCCCCCCAACUGCCCCCCUACUUUGUACAGCCUUAUGACCAAAUGUUGGGCCUACGACCCCAGCAGGAGGCCAAGAUUUACAGAACUUAAAGCUCAGCUCAAUACGAUACUGGAGGAAGAGAAGCUGCAGCAGGAAGAGCGGAUGAGGAUGGAAUCGAGGCGACAAGUCACCGUGUCCUGGGAUUCGGGAGGAUCGGAUGAGGCUCCUCCCAAGCCCAGUAGACCUGGUUAUCCCAGUCCAAGGUCCAGUGAGGGUUUUUAUCCCAGUCCACAGCACAUGGUACAGCCAAAUCAUUACCAGGUCUCAGGCUAUCCCAGUUCCCAUGGGAUCCCAGCGAUGGCAGGUAACAUUUAUCCAGGACAGACUUCUCUCUUGGAUCAAACAGAAUCCUGGAACCAUCGGCCUCAGGAAAUCUCCAUGUGGCAGCCCAACAUGGAGGAUUCUAGCAGUUUGGACCUGCGAGGAAUAGGGCAGGUUUUACCGACACACCUCAUGGAGGAGAGGCUGAUACGGCAGCAGCAAGAAAUGGAGGAAGAUCAGCGUUGGCUGGAAAAGGAGGAAAGAUUCCUGAAGCCUGACGUGCGGCUGUCCAGAGGCAGCAUCGAUCGAGAAGACGGGAGUCUCCAGGGUCCGGCAUCUAACCAGCAUAUUUAUCAGCCUGUGGGUAAACCAGAUCACUCUGCCCCACCAAAGAAACCGCCUCGCCCAGGGGCUCCCAGCAAUCUGGGUAGCCUUGCCAGCCUCAACAGCCCAGUGGACAGCUACAAUGAGGGGGUCAAGAUCCAGCCGCAAGAGAUCAGUCCUCCCCCAACGGCCAACUUGGACCGGUCAAACGACAAGGUGUAUGAGAACGUCACUGGCCUGGUGAAAGCGGUCAUCGAGAUGUCUAGCAAGAUCCAGCCAGCUCCACCGGAGGAGUAUGUCCCCAUGGUGAAGGAGGUGGGUUUAGCGCUAAGGACUCUGCUGGCCACUGUGGAUGAGACCAUCCCCGUCCUUCCAACAAGCACUCACAGGGAGAUUGAGAUGGCUCAGAAGCUCCUGAACUCAGACCUGGCUGAGCUGAUCAGCAAGAUGAAGCUGGCUCAGCAGUACGUCAUGACCAGCCUGCAGCAGGAGUACAAAAAGCAGAUGCUGACGGCCGCUCACGCUCUGGCCGUGGAUGCCAAAAACUUGCUCGACGUUAUUGACCAAGCCAGGCUAAAAUCCAUCAGCCAGUCCAGGCCCCACUAGAGGUGGAGGGUGGCGUUCACACCGCGCUGUUUAGAAAGAGGCGCUCUCGCCGGGAGAGCCAGCGUCAGCCUUCCAGCAGAAAUGAGGAACGGUCUCUGCGUGGCUCUGGGUUUCGAGCAAUUCCCAUCCGGCUUCACUGAAUGGCACCUGUCGGCUCUCUUCUCUUUUCUCAUACUUUUAAAGCAAGGGUUUGUUUUGAAAUAAUCCACAAUGCCAAGUAAGGUCUGAGAUCCAAAAUAAAAAUUAAAAAAAGGCAAUUUCCACAGAACUCUGUACAGACGCCUGAACGGUGGAAACCGAUUUGAAAUGUCUUUUUGCAUCACAUGGAAUGUGACUCACUCAAAUUUCUUUUUAAAAGAAAAGAGAAACGCCUCCGAUCUAGAACUGUCUCCAGGCUGCAGAACUGAGCUCGAUAUUGUGAAGAAUUCUGGGAAACCUCAGGGCUGAGAAUUCUUGCCUGCGAUCCAUCUUAUGUGGACUCUCCAGACUGGAAUACUUUUUUUUAAUUAGAACACUUAAUGCCACAAGAAAUGCUAAUCACAAUUUACAGAGAAAGAAGAUUUUAAAAAGCUAUAUUUUCAAAGCGUCAGUCAUAAACUAAAAGUCCUCUUCAUCUGUUGUCCCUCCCCCAACCCAUUCCAUGUGGAUGUGACCCAUUGGAUCAGAACCGUAGCCAUAGAAACAGAGAACUUGAUCUCUCUCCAACCAGAAUAACGUGCCAGUUUUUUGUAGCAUUGUUAUUUUCCUCGGAAGCAAACACAAACAAGAAAACAGAAAAGCUGCUUUGUACCAGAGCAACUCGAGAGCUGCAUUUAGAAGGAAAAGAAAGUUCUGUAACCAUACAUGUCCCCCAUUUUUAUAUAAUUUAUAAAGAUUAAAGCCAUGAUGGAUAUUUUAAA
Messenger RNA from Heteronotia binoei (common prickly gecko), 4316 nucleotides. RefSeq names its product protein tyrosine kinase 2 (gene PTK2). NCBI's taxonomy places the organism in Eukaryota, Metazoa, Chordata, Lepidosauria, Squamata, Gekkonidae. The record is from RefSeq and is a predicted model, not a curated record. Gene Ontology annotation, cellular component: focal adhesion; cytoskeleton. Gene Ontology annotation, biological process: signal complex assembly; protein phosphorylation. Gene Ontology annotation, molecular function: ATP binding; protein tyrosine kinase activity. The coding region runs from base 85 to 3417 and encodes 1110 amino acids. The transcript has 33 exons.